This is a messenger RNA of Spinacia oleracea (spinach), 1627 nucleotides long. Its product is annotated as cytochrome P450 76AD1-like. The transcript is spliced from 2 exons. Bases 1 to 1512 code for a protein of 503 amino acids. NCBI's taxonomy places the organism in Eukaryota, Viridiplantae, Streptophyta, Magnoliopsida, Caryophyllales, Amaranthaceae. The record is from RefSeq and is a predicted model, not a curated record. Gene Ontology annotation, molecular function: heme binding; iron ion binding; monooxygenase activity.
AUGGAUUACAAGAUCACACUAGCAAUGGUAUGCACAAGUUUGUUGAUUAUUAUUUGCUUUUACGUUUCGGUUUGCAAGAUGUUUCUCCACCGGCCCGAUACCAAACUUCCUCCCGGGCCUAAACCCAUGCCGAUAUUUGGUAACAUUUUUGAGGUCGGAGAAAAGCCCCACCGAUCAUUUACCAAUCUUUCAAAAAUAUAUGGUCCUAUACUAACCCUAAAGUUAGGUACUAUUACUACCAUAGUUGUCUCCUCAUCUGAAGUAGCUAAAGAAAUGUUCCUGGAAAACGACAAGUUUUUUUGUAACCGGACUAUUCCGGAUUCUGUUAAGGCAGGAAACCACGAUAAACUCUCCAUGUCCUGGUUGCCGGUAUCAAAGAAAUGGAGGAAUUUCCGAAAGAUCUUAGCAGUCCAAUUGCUCUCCUCACAACGCCUCGACGCGAGCCAAGCCCUUAGGCAGGCCAAGGUGGAACAACUUCUUGAAUAUGUACAAGAAUGUUGUAGGAAAGGACAAUCUAUUGAUAUUGGUAAGGCAGCUUUUACGACUUCACUAAGUUUGUUAUCAAACACAUUUUUCUCAAAGGAAUUGGCUCAUCAUAAUAAUUCUAGUGCUUGCCAAGAGUUUAAGGAGCUAAUGUGGUGUAUUAUGGAAGAGAUUGGGAGGCCUAAUUACGCUGAUUAUUUCCCCAUACUUGGAUAUAUUGAUCCCUUUGGCAUUCGUCGUCGGUUAACGACGUAUUUUGAUAGAUUGAUUUCUGUAUUUCAAGAUAUAAUCCGUGAAAGACUACGAAAGGAGCAGUUUUGUAGUAGGGAUGGAAGUGCAACAAGUGAUGUGUUAGAUACUCUUCUCAAUCUAUACAAGCAAAAUGAGUUGAGCAUGGAUGAAAUAAACCAUCUUCUUGUGGACAUUUUUGAUGCAGGAACAGAUACGACUGCUAGUACAUUAGAAUGGGCGAUGUCAGAGUUGAUUAAAAAUCCUGAAAAAAUGACGAAUGUUCAAGAUGAAAUCGAACAAGCCCUUGGAAAGAAUUGUAAAAUUGUUCAAGAAUCCGACAUUUCAAAGCUACCUUACUUGCAAGCGAUCAUCAAGGAAACAUUACGUCUACACCCACCAACUGUAUUUCUCUUGCCUAGAAAAGCCGAUGAUGAUGUCACACUAUAUGGCUACAAUGUUCCCAAAAAUGCACAAGUCCUAGUUAACUUAUGGGCCAUAGGGAGAGACCCUAAGGUAUGGCCCAACCCAGAUGUAUUUUGGCCCGAGAGGUUUUUAGAACGCGAUAUUGAUAUAAAAGGUCGAGCUUUUGAACUCUUGCCUUUCGGCGCUGGUAGAAGGAUAUGCCCGGGAUUAAGUUUGGCGUGUAGAAUGUUGAACUUAAUGUUGGCUACACUUGUUCAAUCCUACAAUUGGAAGCUUGAAGAUGGAAUGAUUCCAAAAGAUUUAGACAUGAGUGAAAAAUUCGGGAUCACGUUGCAGAAAGUUAAGCCGCUUCGACUUAUUCCGGUUGCAAAGUGAUGCUUCACGUAAUGUGAAAUAACUUGUACGUGUUUUUUAGGAUUAGGAAAUUAAAUUAUGUUGUUAUGUUACUCAAAAAAAAAAAAAACGUUGUUAGAGAAGUUAUUGUAUAAAC